Rotaria socialis is the source of this 423-nucleotide messenger RNA. The record is from the annotation of a GenBank genome assembly. Lineage: Eukaryota; Metazoa; Rotifera; Eurotatoria; Philodinida; Philodinidae.
AUGAUUGCGCGUGGCCACGUGCAAGAAAUUUAUUCUUCCGUGGAAAAGCUUAUGAACCAAUAUCGUCUCGAAAAGAAGUAUUCGACAUCAUUCAUAAACCUUUACCGUACGUUGUCUGAAGUGAUUCACAAUUCUAGUCUUCCGUACGAAGAUGAUAAAUUGCCAAUUCCAGAUCUUAGUGAAGGUCAAUUCAGCCGAUCUGAUGCCUUAGCUCUUGCUUCAUUCUAUAAAAUUGCAUUACCAAAUAUUGAAUAUGAAUUCGUUACAAAUAUCGUCCAUUUCUCUUCUGAUUCAGCAAAUUUAUUUAAUCGUAUAAAUUUAAACAAUAGUAUGAACAUAUGUCAUACCACAAUGAACGCAACGAAUGAACAAUCACUCAAACGAAAAUUGUCUGAUGGUAAUCAAGAAAAUGAAAUUCAAUGA